AUGGAUGAAAGAGAGGCCAAGCGCGUGGCUAAACUCAAGGAGAAGCAAAAGGCUUCCGACAAUAAGAAGAAGAGCGCAAAAUCGGAAAAAGCUCAAAAGGCGGAGGAGGAGCGACAGAGGAGAGCUGCUGUGAAGAAGCAAGCUGCCAAGGAGCAGAAAGAGAGAGAAAAGGAGAGGGAAGAAGCUGUCAAGGCUUCCGGCGGCAGCAGCAGUGCGGACGAGCAGCUUCCAGAGGGAGCAACGUACGAGUGGAAAGCGGUGAAUUCGGAUCCGAAGAGCAAAAGGAAGGGCAAGAAGCUUCCAGUGCCUGUGAAUGUGAGGGACGAUGAGGGCAACAUUGUGGAUACGGUCGAGACGGAUGAGGAUGCUCAGCGCCUAUUGGGACGUGCGGGCGAAGGCAGCGGAAUGUUGGACAAGGACAGAGCAAGGCAAAUGAUCCUCGAUAUGCAGCGCCAAGCGGAGGAGACGGAAAGGCGCAAAGCUGCUCCGGAAAAGCAACCUGCGGAUGGUUGGAAGUUGCACAAGUCGUCGUCAGAUGACUUUCCACCAGUCGAGGAGCAAAAGGACAACAUCUUUGACUCGGCUGCAAAGCUCGUCAAACAGGCUGCCGAGGCUGGAAGCGAAGCUGCUGCUGAUAUUUUAGAUGCUGGAGCCGAAUUCGUGGAAGCGGCAGCUUCCAGCGGCUCCAAAGUGGUAGAGUCGUUGGCCGAAAAGUUGGGCAGUGCGGGCAAAUUGGAGGGCGAUGAGACGAGCGGACCGUUUGCGCGCAAGCGCAAAGCUCUGUUGAAAUCCUUUGAGAGGUGGAUGACUUCGGAGCACAAUGAUUGGGCAGAGACGUAUGGCGACGAGUUUGCAAAGGCGCAGAGGGAAGCUGAACAGCUUGCCCGCGAAGAUCCUCAAGAGGCCGAAAGAAUGGCUUGGCAAAACGAAGCUUGGCUCUUGGAGGAAUUGUCGGCGGAUAGGGACAAGAUGAAAGACGUCAUGAGCCACGAUCAGUUGGCAGAGGUGGACAAGAUGAUCGAUCUGGUCAAGAGCAGGCUGGAAAAUAGGAGAGCGGUAGCUGGAACGCAUGAUCCACCAGCUUCGAAGAAGGACAUACCGUCAGCGGACAGUGAGGCCGCAAAGCAUCAAGGCUCACAGCAUCAUGAUGAGCUGUAG
Molecule: messenger RNA, 1158 nt
Organism: Ceraceosorus bombacis
Lineage: Eukaryota; Fungi; Basidiomycota; Exobasidiomycetes; Ceraceosorales; Ceraceosoraceae
Source: the annotation of a GenBank genome assembly